UGCAGAAAGACUUUGGACCAGUUAUUAAAUCCAAGGCUUGAACUUCUUUUUACGACCGUGUCCUGACAGACCAGAGAAACCAGGAAGCAUCUGUUCCUCCCCAAAGAGACGCAGGCUGAAAACCAGACGAUCAGAUUCACCUUCCAAACCAAACUGAACCAAACCAGACCAAACGUCCUGAGCGAGUCCAGCUACAGGAGAGAAGAGUCAAACUACAACCUGCCGACGCUCCUCACACUGACCCUUCACCUGGAGACUCAAUGGCUUCCAGAUCAGAAGAGGAUCUCUGCUGUGCCGUCUGCCAUGAUGUCUUCAGAGAUCCUGUCAUUCUGUCAUGUAGCCACAGCUUCUGCAAAGUCUGUGUGAAGAGCUGGUGGAAAGAGAAAGAAGUAAAAGAGUGUCCACUUUGUAAGAGAAGAUCUUCAAAGUCAGAACCACCUUGUAACCUGGUUUUGAAGAACCUGUGUGAGGCCUUCUUACUGGAGAGAGAUCAGAGCUCUUCACCUGCUCUCUGCAGUCUGCACUCAGAGAAACUCCAACUCUUCUGUCUGGACGUUCAGCAGCCAGUGUGUCUCGUCUGCAGAGAUUCAGAAAAACACACUGACCACAGAUUCAGACCCAUCGAUGAAGCUGCACAACAAAACAAGAAGCAGCUUCAGGAAACUCUGGAGCCCUUGAAGGAGAAGUUACAGAGUUUUGAAUGUGUUAAAUUAGAGUUUGAACAAACAGCAGAACACAUUAAGGUCCAGGCCGGACGCACAGAGACGCAGAUCAAGGAGCAGUUUAAAAAGCUUCAUAAGUUUCUGGAGGAGGAAGAGGAGGCCAGGAUGGCUGCACUGAGGGAGGAAGAGGAGCAGAAGAGUUGGAUGAUGAAGAAGAAGAUUGAGGCUCUGAGUAAAGACAUAAUGGUUCUUUCAGAUACAAUCAGGACCACAGAGGACGAGCUGAGAGCUGAAGACAUCCCGUUCCUGCUCAACUACAAGGCUGCAGUGGAACGAGUCCAGCAGCGCCCCCUGCUGGAUGAUCCACAGCUGGCCUCAGGAGCUCUGAUAGACCAGGCCAAACAUCUGGGCAACCUGAGCUUCAACAUUUGGAUCAAGAUGAAGGACGUGGUCUCCUACAGUCCUGUGGUUCUGGACCCAAACUCUGCUCAUCCAGUGUUUGUCCUGUCUGAAGAUCUGAUCAGUUUGAGACGAGGUGAGAAACAGAAGCUUCCUGACAAUCCAGAGAGGUUUGAUCGAUACACCUCAGUCCUGGGAUCUGAGGGUUUUAACUCAGGGACUCACAGCUGGGACAUCCUGGUUGGAGACAGUACACACUGGACGCUGGGUGUGUCAGCAGAGCCAGUCAAGAGGAAGGGAGACAAACUGUCUGGAACAUGGAGAAUAGGGUUCUAUGAAGGUAAAUACUCAGCAGGGUCACCAUCAGGAUCAUCUGUUCUCUCUGUGCAGAAGAUCCAGAGGAUCAGAGUGAAACUGGACUGGAACAGAGGAGAACUGUCGUUCUCUGAUCCUGAUACUAACAAACACAUUCACACCUUAACACACACUUUCACUCAGAAGAUGUUUCCAUUCUUUGGCAUUAGAGGUCACUUGAAGCUGUUACCUGUGAAUGUCUCUGUGACGCUGGAUCAGAGCAGUUAGAGAUAAAGAUUUUAUUCAUCAUGUUUAUUUCUUCAAGAGAAAUCUGCUGAAUUUAAAUGUUAAACUCGUUAUUCUAUUAUUAUUAUCCUCCUUUUCUGAUCUUUAUAGUGUACGAGGGGAAUUUAUUGAACGAGAGUGAAAAUAAAUGAUUUUUCACAAAUAACAAAGAUCAACAGAUGUUAAACUGGUGUUUAAGGGAAACAGAGAUUUAAGUGUAGUGAACGCGACCGAGACGAUCGAUUCAAAACACAAGAAACUAGCUUCACUUGGUUUUAUCGGAUUCAAACGACGUGUAAGUGAGAAAACGUCCAUGAACCUACUUUAAGUUCGUCUCUGUUCAGCUCAUGUUCCUCUGGCUCUUGUUGCUUUUAUUCAUUUCUGUUUUACACCAGCAUCGUUUACCUUGACUGCGACUACAUCCAGGCACCCCGUCGGACUCGCUCCUGUUGAACACAGAAACACACACACAUAAGUAAAACUUAGCCAUAGCAAAAUUAAGCUAGCGCUAAGUGUGAGAAACUCGAGGGACUAACUGAGAUAUGUCUCAGAAAUGUUGAUUAAAUAUGGCGACGCCUGCGAUCUAGUUCUGGCAGGCAACUCGAGCUGAGCUGCGCCAAUCAUGUGACAUACAUCAUGUAACAUACAUCAUGUGACAUACAUCAUGUGACAUACAUCAUGUGACAUACAUCAUGUGACAUACCUCAAUCUCCACAACCAUCUAUAAUACACACCCAUCUUAUCAGGUGGUCUAUUUAACCAGAGAAACAUUUCCCAUCAACCCCUCUUGCUCGCACUGCUGCUGCAGUAUUGCUACCUGUUGCUACAGUCCCUCCACCACCCCAGCAUCCACCUGUAGGCUCCAACGGGGGGUUACAAGUAUUUGCUCAUCACUCCCAUCAUUCCUGUGUAAUCAUAUGGGGAGUGAUUAAGUUGGAGCCUGGACGCCAAACACUAAAUCUGUUGUAAUAAAUAUAUUACAUGAUCGAACGUGAGUUGUCUGACAGAACUACUAUGUAUUACUCACCCUAUUUAACUGAAAUAAUUAAUAUAUCUGAAUAACUCACCUAAAUAUUAAGGAUGACAAACGAGCAGGUGGGAGUUCUAGUGCAGGUGCUGGUUAGUCGGUUAACAUCUAUGAAUUGUUCCACUGCCGUCUAUUCAAACUUUAUCAGUAUCCGGUCAGUGAAGCGCAUUAGCUAACCAUGUUGGAUUCAUUGAUUUGAAGGACCUCAUUCUCAUUAGGUGGAUAUGAAUAAAUUAUAUUCAUCAGAAAUGUCUUCAAGUCAUGAACACCAAACAAGAACGAGUCAUGUUAUGAACAUAAACACGAUUAAUUCAUUAAUGGAAACAUAAUUCUAGUUAACUAAUAAAACACAUGACCAAGUUGAUUCUUCAGUUAGUUUGUGUGUUUAU
Messenger RNA from Platichthys flesus (European flounder), 3056 nucleotides. RefSeq names its product E3 ubiquitin-protein ligase TRIM35-like. The transcript has 2 exons. The coding region runs from base 261 to 1643 and encodes 460 amino acids. Gene Ontology annotation, molecular function: zinc ion binding; protein binding. The record is from RefSeq and is a predicted model, not a curated record. NCBI's taxonomy places the organism in Eukaryota, Metazoa, Chordata, Actinopteri, Pleuronectiformes, Pleuronectidae.